Messenger RNA from Gongylonema pulchrum, 279 nucleotides. Lineage: Eukaryota; Metazoa; Nematoda; Chromadorea; Rhabditida; Gongylonematidae. The record is from the annotation of a GenBank genome assembly.
AUGCGUCAUCCGUGGGACAAAGUGGCGAAUGCAGCAUGGCGAAAGUACCCCAACCCGAUGAACUGUGCCGUUAGCGGGAUCGAUGUUCUCAGGCAGCAGUCGCUCGGCGAUGGCUCACUGCGCUCCGAGCGUAUCAUUCAGAGUCGUUUUUCAAUACCCACUUGGGUGACUCACAUGAAUGCGGGACGUUUUUUGCGUGUUGAUGAACGACUGCUGUACAAGCCGGAUCCCUACAAUGAAGAUCGGUACUUUUACAACCCUUUUAUGCGAUUGAGAUAA